UGCUCUCUCGCUCUGGCUCCGUGGUUGAGUCUGCCUCCCCACCCGCCUCGCCUCACCAGCUCGCUGAUAUUGGCAGAAGAGGCACGUAUCCAGCCGCCCACACUCAUACCCCCAACGGUGCUGCAGCUGCUGCUGGAAGCGGCCGUUACUAUGAGGACUAUGGCGACAGUAGUCGAGGGAUGGGGGGAGACGCUCGGGGAGGAGGUGGAGGUGGUGCCGGUGGUGGUGGGAUGCGGGGUGGGAUGAUGGGGGGAAGUGGGCAAUAUGCAGUGGAGCCUCCAGGGUUCAGGGUUUACUGA
Molecule: messenger RNA, 299 nt
Organism: Closterium sp. Naga37s-1
Lineage: Eukaryota; Viridiplantae; Streptophyta; Zygnematophyceae; Desmidiales; Closteriaceae
Source: the annotation of a GenBank genome assembly